Molecule: messenger RNA, 927 nt
Organism: Symbiodinium sp. CCMP2456
Lineage: Eukaryota; Dinophyceae; Suessiales; Symbiodiniaceae
Source: the annotation of a GenBank genome assembly
AUGGCGGAGAAGGGCGCCAUCGAAGGGCUCGUGGACUUGCUGAGAUCGCCGGGUCCGACCCGACAGCGCAGGGCGGCGGGCGCCCUCGCAAACUUGGCAUCCCACAGUGAGGAGCUUCGGGCUGCCGUAGGGAAGGCAGGCGCCAUUGCCCCCUUGGUGAAGCUGAAAGCGUCCGAUCACGACGAUGUGGCGGAAGCCGCUGCGGACGCCUUGGACAAUUUGGGGUUGAACGAUGCCAACAAAGAGGAGAUCAAGGCCAGCGAGAAGACAGCACCAGGUGCACAGCCAGAGGCAGAGGAGCCCAAGAAGGUGGCAGACCAAGUGCAGGAGCCUGCAAAGGAGCAGCCGACUUCAGAAGCCUCUGCCAAGGAGGCGGGCUAUCCAACCCCCGUGCCUGGCCAGAGCGUUGACCUCCCUGACGGUGCCGGUGCGAGGCUGGCGAUGUUUUCCUUGCGCUUCGACAAUGGGCCUAUAGAGGCAAAGUUUCGCCGAGUACACCAACUAUUGAAGAACCAUAAUUUCAACGUGCUCAUGGUUGACGCGGAUGCUGGUGACAAUUUUGGCACGAUGACGAUGGAUUACUUGGACGAGCUUGUUGAGAACAAGGGGCUCAUGAUUUCAGUGUGUACAAAGCACUACGGCGAGAAGACAGCGUCCCCGUACAGCUCCUUUCAUGAGCUGCGGUAUGCGCAGGAUUAUCAGCUGGACGUUUUGCCGCUGAAGGUGGCAGAUGUCUACCCACCACAGCCUCCAAGUGGCCCUGACCACAAGUACGAUCAGAAGGGAGAGGCCCGGAAGCUCCUCCGGAUGGUGUUGCGGCCCAAUAUCUCCUUCUUCGACUGCUGCAGCUUGAGUGAGCAGGAGAUUGCGCUCAAGAUUGCCAAUAAACUCUUGGGAAGGGGCCACGGUGGAUCGGGCCACGGCUGA